GAGGAGACAGCUGCAUGUGCUUCCUCUGCCUGCACUCUCCUCUCGCGUCCAGUAGGGGCGCACUGUGACCAUGGCGCGUCGCAUCCAGCACACCGUGGAACGCGAAGGAGCCAGCUCCCGGCCUAGCAGGCCCUGACUGACUCUCUGCCGUUGCCUAGGAGACGUGACGUCGCCGCUCCCGCCUCCCACGCUGCUCUUCUGCAGCAGCAGCAACCAAGGCUGUGACUGUGAGCGGUGUCAGCCACGUCUGCUUCUGUACUACUACGGAGGGGGGGGCAGCAGAGUCACAGCGGCUUCUCGGGGCCUGCUCCAGGAUGUGGGGUGGCCGCCGUCUCCUCCUGCCCUGGCUGCUGCUGGUGAGCUGCACACAUCUGUCACCCGCAGGGGCCUGGGACAACGGGGACCUGGAGCUCUUUGACUUGGUGGAGGAGAUCCAGCAGAACUUCUAUCAGUUCCUGGGGGUGGAGCAGGAUGCUACAUCUGCUGACAUCCGAAAAGCCUAUCGCAAGCUCUCUCUAACUCUGCAUCCAGACAAGAACAAGGAGGAAAACGCAGAAACUCAGUUCCGAGAAUUGGUAGCGAUCUAUGAAGUGUUAAAAGAUGAAGAAAGGAGAGCAAGGUAUGAUGAUAUCCUUGUUAAUGGCCUCCCGGAUUGGCGGCAACCUGUAUUCUAUUACCGGCGGGUGAGGAAGAUGAGCAAUGCAGAGCUAGCAUUGCUUCUGUUCAUUAUUUUCACAGUGGGUCAUUAUGCUGUGGUUUGGUCCAUCUACCUGGAGAAGCAGCUGGAUGAGCUUCUCAGCAAAAAAAAGAAAGAAAAGAAAAAGAAAGCUGGGGGAAAGUCGUUGGAGGACGUGAAGUCUAGUCUUCUAGAAAGAAAUGAACGGGUCCUUGAAAAACCACAGUGGAGGGAUCUACUUCCUUUCAAGCUGGGAAUCUGGUUUUAUCUCACAGUCAGAUCGCUGCCUCAGCUGUUUCAGGACAUCAAGCAGUUUUAUGCGGAGUACAAUGAUAAGAAAAUGAAAGAAAAAGAGGAGGCUGAAGCCCAAGCAGAGCUGGAAUCCCUAUUAAAAGAGAAGAAACCGAAAGUGAAAAAGGCAAAAUCUGAAUUUCCUGUGUAUUCUUCAAUUGAAUCUAAUUGGGGUGCAUACGUCCCUACUUAUGAUCAAGGCGUUAGCAUUGAGGAAAUUGAAGAACAAGUGGAUGACUGGUUGGAAAAUCAGAAUCGAACACUAAAAAAAAAAGCACCUGAAUGGAACGAGGAGGACCUCAGCCUGCUGACGAGGAGCAUGGUGAAGUUCCCAGGGGGCACCCCUAGUCGAUGGGAGAAGAUUGCAAACGAAUUGGGUCGAUCCGUGGCAGAUGUAACAACAAAAGCAAAACAGGCAAAGGAUUUUGUUUCCCAUGCUACAGGUACCGUUAGAUUAUCUGACUUGAAGUGUACUGCGAAGACAAGUGUGAUAUUACCUGACAGCAUAAUCACUCAGCGGGAUGAAGAUGAGCCUGAUUAUGAGGACAUCUCCGCUAGUCAGGGCGAGGCCCCCGCGGCAGCAGCACGAGCCCGCAAGAGGAAGACGACAAAAACAAUGGACACAGCCCUUUCAAUAAAAGAAGAGGCAGAGGAGAAGAUGAGGGGCAGGCGGCAAAGAGACUUUGAUACAGAGCAAGAGGUGGAAAUCCUUGGUGACGGUGAGGAUGAGAGCAGGAAAAAGGAGCGUAGUCGCGUUUUAGAAGAACUGUGGACGCAAAACCAGCAGAAGCUCCUGGAACUGGCACUGCAGCAGUAUCCAAAGGGAACAGCGGAACGCUGGGAUAAAAUAGCCAAAUGUGUGCCUGGAAAAUCUAAGGAAGACUGUGUAUGCAGGUAUAAGAUGCUAGUGGAGCUGGUGCAAAAGAGGAAGCAGGCCAAAAGCUGAGGAUGGACAGCAGAGGCGGUAGAAGCGUGAGCAGUAUUGGACCUCAGUAUUCUUUUCAACAGUCAUGUGCCUUAGAAUUAAAUACAUGUAUUAAAACUGCCAUCAUCAUGUGCUUAAUAAUUAAAAAACAAAUAUUUUUAUACCAAA
Molecule: messenger RNA, 2060 nt
Organism: Pseudophryne corroboree (corroboree frog)
Lineage: Eukaryota; Metazoa; Chordata; Amphibia; Anura; Myobatrachidae
Gene: DNAJC1
Product: DnaJ heat shock protein family (Hsp40) member C1
Exons: 12
Coding region: 315-1913 (532 amino acids)
Cellular component (GO): endomembrane system
Source: RefSeq, a predicted model, not a curated record